ACAGCAAGGAAAAAUAGAAGUAUCAGAAAUAGUUGUAAAAGUAGUUAAUGGUAGUUCAUGGCUCGCAAGGUGUAUCAGAAAAUGGGCAAACAUUUGCAUGAAAGAAGAGUUAAUCCCACCAAGUUUAAGAGGAAAAAUGCCUAUGAAAAGUCUGCUUCAUAAUGAAUUUGUGUUUCUUCAGUUGGCUGCUUACCUAUGA
Cetraspora pellucida is the source of this 199-nucleotide messenger RNA. NCBI's taxonomy places the organism in Eukaryota, Fungi, Glomeromycota, Glomeromycetes, Diversisporales, Gigasporaceae. The record is from the annotation of a GenBank genome assembly.